AUGUCUCUCCCCAAGACUUACAAGGCCAUGGUCACCCUCGAGGCCAACGCCCCCUUCACCCAACAAGAGCGUGAGCUAAAGAUGCCCGGCCCGGGCCAAGUCCUCGUCAAAGUCCUCGCCUGCGGCGUCUGCUCCUCAGACGUCUCCGUCAUCAGCGGCCACGUGGGCCCCGUGUUCCCUCGAGUCACCGGCCACGAACUCGUCGGCGACGUCGUUGCCGUUGGCGAAAACGUGAGCCGCCUCACCGUCGGCCAGCGAGUCGGCGGCCCCUGGCACGGUGGGCACGACGGAACUUGCCGCCAGUGCCAGCGCUCCCAAUUCCAGUAUUGCGACAGCCAGGCCGUCAACGGCGUCAGCUUCGACGGCGGCUAUGCCGAGUACGUUCUGCUAAGAGACGAGGCCGUUGUGCGCGUGCCCAAGGAAGUCGACCCAGCGGAAAUCGCACCCUUCUUGUGUGCUGGCGUCACCGUCUUCAACGGAAUCCGCAAGCUGCACGUUGAGCAGGGAGGAAACGUCGUCGUCAACGGCCUCGGUGGACUGGGCCAUCUCGCCGUGCAGUUCGCCAACAAGAUGGGCUACGAAGUGAUUGCCCUCUCGUCGGGAGACGACAAGGCCGCUUUUGCCAAAGAGCUCGGCGCCCACCACUACAUCAACACCAAGACGUCCGAUGCCGUCGCCGAGAUCCUCAAGCUGGGCGGCGCCGACAUCAUUGUGCAAACCGCCCCCAGCCCCGAGAUGAUCAGCGCCCUCGUCAAGGCCUUGGCGCCUGGGGGAAAGCUCCUGAACCUGACCCUUCUCGGACCUGUUCCCAUCGACACUGUGGCUCUUGUGACGAAGGGAUCGAGCGUUCACGGCUGGGCGAGUGGACACGCGAUUGACAGCGAGGAGGCGAUUCAGUUUGCUGUUCGACACGGGAUCCGCUGCUUGGUCCAGCGAUACCCUCUGGCGGAGGCGCAGAAGGCGGUGGAUGAUUUGAUUGCCGGAAAGCCUCGAUUCAGGAACGUGUUGGUGAUGGACCAGUGA
Molecule: messenger RNA, 1023 nt
Organism: Trichoderma aggressivum f. europaeum
Lineage: Eukaryota; Fungi; Ascomycota; Sordariomycetes; Hypocreales; Hypocreaceae
Exons: 1
Coding region: 1-1023 (340 amino acids)
Cellular component (GO): cytoplasm
Molecular function (GO): alcohol dehydrogenase (NAD+) activity; zinc ion binding
Source: RefSeq, a predicted model, not a curated record